CGCAAGCUUCAGACCGACGCGUCACCGUCGGAUUUUAUUUAUUUUAUAAUUUUGUGACAAAGAAAAUUGUGAUAAGUGUGAUUUUAUACACAUCUUGGUGAUAAUUAUUAGUGUUAAGAUUUGUUAUGUUAUUGUUGCACGGUGAAAACCUUAUCGAGCUUACCCUGCCUGCAGUGCGUGCCAAGCGCCCCAGAGUCCCAGCCAUUAGAUUGAGUGGAGUGUCCCCUGUGCCCGCCCACACGUAGCCCCAUACGCCGUCAAAAUUCCGCGAGACACGACGGACUCAUCCUCCAGCAUGGAACUGGAGAAAGGCCCCACUCUCCACGAGGAGGACUCCAAAGUCACCCUCACUAUCAGACUGAUUAUGCAGGGGAAGGAAGUGGGCAGUAUUAUUGGGAAAAAGGGAGAGAUUGUCAAAAGGUUUAGAGAAGAGUCUGGAGCCAAAAUCAACAUAUCCGAUGGAUCAUGCCCGGAGCGUAUCGUCACUGUUACUGGCAACACAAAUGCCAUAUUCAAAGCAUUCACACUCAUAUGCAAGAAGUUUGAAGAGUGGUGCUCUCAGUUCAACGAAAGCGGCGGCGGCGGCGGCUCACGCGCACCCAUCACACUGCGCCUCAUCGUGCCCGCCUCGCAGUGCGGCUCGCUCAUCGGCAAAGGAGGCUCCAAGAUCAAGGAGAUCCGUGACGUCACCGGCGCUAACAUUCAGGUGGCGAGCGAAAUGCUGCCGAACUCAACGGAACGAGCGGUGACGAUCAGCGGGACCUGCGACGCUAUCACGCAGUGCAUUUAUCACAUCUGCUGCGUCAUGCUAGAGAGCCCACCAAAAGGCGCCACGAUCCCGUACCGACCAAAGCCGAAUGUGGCGGGUCCCGUCAUCUUAGCCGGCGGCCAGGCGUACACUAUCCAAGGAAACUACGCCGUUCCAGCACAAGAUGCGGUGUGCGCGCCGGUGUUCCCGAUGCUGGAAGUGAAGCCGCCGCUGGUGGGCGCGCUGCCGCCGCACCACCUGCUGCCGCCGCCGCUGCACGAACACCACCUUAUGGGAGGGCUGGCAAAGUCGCCACUCGCCGGUCUGGCAGCCUUGGGCCUCGGAGGACUCGCGCCAGCAAACUCUGGCGGACUUAACCCAGCAGCAGCGCUGGCGGCGCUGGCGGGGUCACAGCUGCGCACGUCGAGCCAGGCGCGCAACCAGCCCGCCUCCAACCAGCAGUCGCACGAGAUGACUGUGCCCAACGAGCUCAUCGGCUGCAUCAUUGGCAAGGGAGGUACCAAGAUCGCAGAGAUCCGUCAGAUUUCCGGGGCUAUGAUCCGGAUAUCGAAUUGCGAGGAGCGCGAAGGCGGUAGCACCGACCGGACCAUCACUAUUUCCGGGAAUCCGGACUCCGUCGCGCUUGCUCAGUACCUCAUCAACAUGAGGAUCACGAUGGAGACGGCGGGGCUGCCGCUGCCCGGCUACCACUACAUCGCCCCCAACCACAUCGUGAAGGCACCGAUCCAUUGAAUGCAGCUCCGCGGCCAGCCCUCCGGCGCGCCGCACAAGCCCGGCCCCCGCCGCCCCGACUGCGCCUACUACGUGCUGCAGCCUGCGCCCGCGCACGCGCCCUACAGGGCUCUGGCUCCGAUCUACUUCUUCAAAUGAAGGACGUGACCAAACAAUCUCUAAAAUAAUAUGGGGGAAGCAAUUGGCAAAUCUCUAGAUUUAGCGAACGUAUGUUUACAUUUGUUACGAGUUUAUAAGUAUUUUAGAUAUUCUUAUAUUUAUUCUCCACUAUAUUUAAUUCGGGGCGGGAUUGUCGGUCGUAACUAGCCAAAUUUGAAGGGAUUUAGGAGUGUUGUAAUAGAGAAAAAAAAUUAAAAUGACUGACAUUUUAACAUUUUUGAUGAAUCCGUGGGUUGUGAACACGAUUACAUGGCCACGCUGGACACGGUUAAAUAAUAUUGUAUUGAUUUUGUUCACUGUUCACGGAUUAAGAAUUAUAACAACAGGAGUUAGCUAAGCUGAUCGAAUUUACUAUGGAUUUAAGCGGUCGAGUGUCUCAAUUAUCUAUUGGGUUUAUUUUCAAUUAUAGUUAAUCAUUAUUGACCACAAGAAAAUGUUCAAAAUAAGUUAACUUGAGCGUCGGCGUACAGUAGGUGUAGAUGCGUUACAAUCGACCUCGGAUCCGCUGAAUUAGCGUAGAAUUAGAGUGAGAGGGUUAAAGACAAUAUUUGUAAAUAAAAUAAUCGUAAUAACCUGGAAAUUAGGUAUUACAGUAACAGUUGCGCUGCCUGAGCGGGUCGGGCGCGUGGCUAUACGAAACCGAUGGGAUCAAAUCCUUUAAGAAACUAACAUUAUCGAGCAGAGACGAGAUGAACAUUCACUACUUAUAUAUCACUUAUAUCGUCAAUGAUCACAAGAGACGUUAGUGUAUAAAAUAGUGUUACUAUAUGUGAUAGUCUUCUAAUUUAUUUAACAUUGAAAUAUUAAGAUCUCUCUAACAUAUACACAAUGUGUACAUCGGCUACUGAAAUUUAAGUCAAAUAAUAUUGGUCUAGGGAUCAAAGCCAAAGAUUGUUAAAGUUUGUUUAACGUUAAUGAUGUUGUGGAUUUAUGCUAAAUUAUUCUGAGAAUAGUUAAUGUUUAGUAAUGUGGACAGUUUAUUUGAAUUAUUUUAUCGCCCUCUCCAGACUGCUCAUUGUACUUAGUCUUAGAUCGAAAAUAUAGUUAGUUCUGUGGUAAUCUACAUAUUUCCAAAAAAAUAUAAAAAAAAUGAUAGGUUAAAGUAGAUUAAGGUAAGGUUAGGACCAGUGUACUAAAUGCUUAUCAGAGACUACUCGCUUAAAGUAACAAGUGCCACAUGAUAAAGUUUGUGCCAAAAUGAGUAGUACUUCACAAUUAGGUCCUCAUAUAUACAUAUUAUUUUAUACCUACAUGUAUUGAUAUCUCGAGAAUUCCAAUUAGGACGUUGCGUGGGUGCCACCGCCAGGUAUUACAUUGAUGUGUCAAAUCAUGUCAAAAUGGAAAUUAAGACAAUCGGUGUCAGUUAAUUUGCACCAUAGAUUAUAAGAUACACGAUUAGACUUACAAAGUAAUCUCAACAUAUCCCCCUAACAUAUUUUCCCCAUGUCUUCCCCUUCGAUAUCUCAAUAAUAAAGUAUUGAAAGUAAUUAAUGAUUGUGCCAAAGUUGUGUCUAAAAUUAAUGUAUGAGUUUGAACGCGGCGAGACGUAGUAUACAUGUCGAAAUUAUUAAGUUUUCGUUUUCGUUGAUAUUGUCCAUUUAUAAGCUAGUCAAUUUGUUUUGAUGAAUAUACAAAACAUACAUUUUAAUUAUGCUAGUCAAAAUUUAUUUCAAUCAGUUGGUUCAUUAUGUUUAAAAAUAUAAUAUUUAUUUUUGUUCGUGUCUAUCAAAAUUAUAAAUGUUUUCGUGUGGUCUUGCAGUAAAUUAGCAAUAAAAUUUUGAUAAAAUCAAUUAUUUUAUAGUCUAAUAAAUUGCAAUUAAGACAAUGUAUAGAGCUUUGUACACUAAGUACCACACAGGUAAACAUAGUAUUAAUCUAUAGGAAAAUGUAAGUUACUAAAGAGAAGAGAUUUCUUAGCUGUGAUUGAAAUUUGGAGUGCACUUUUGUGCUGAUGCUACGUCAAAUUGUUGCGAAGUGAAGUCGAGGAGACGCAGUACCUAGUAGUGAUAGUGCACGCUUGUUAGAUCACAACAGUCGGCGCCGCGGGCGACGCGACGUACGCGCCCGCGGCGCGCACGCAAGACGGAAGGAAAUUUAUAUUUUUAAGAAGUAACAUCUAUAGGUAAUUGUAACGCAAAUACUUUCUGAGAAGUGUUACUUUGUUGGUAAUAUCAAUGCAUAUUAAAUUUAGUACAGUGCGUUUCACGUGUAACUGCUAUCAUAGUAUAGGUAAUCACGUGAAUUAUCGCGCAUUAUAUUUAGUUAAUUAUGUAUAAUCUAAUAAUCAUCACGUAAAACAAUAUUACAAUGUUUAUUAUACUCAUUUUAUAAUAGUUAUUAUGAUUCACUAUUGUUACUGUUAUUUUGAUUUGCUCAAUUUUCUCAAUAUUUAAGUAAGCUAGGCUUUGAAAAAUAAUUAUUUAGUUUGUUUUGUUGGUAUGUAAGAAUUUAAAAUUGUGUGUAUCUGCGAACAUUGUUUUUAUAUUUUUUUUCCUAUUUUGAGCUUCUCCGGGGUACAAAAUUAGUGUGGUCAGUUAAAGCUGUUCUCACAAUCAAGAGGCAGCGCGUGUAAAGAGCCAAGCUCAGUACCGUCGGGGUCCGCGCUCUGUGUUGCCAUUCUAAAGUGAACAUUUAAUGUUAAGUAGGUGCCUUUUGUUCUAACAUGCUUGUUAGUUUGCUUUCGACCGCGUUAUAAAUUAUAUUAGCCUUUAUUGACAGGGUCUGACUGCGCUGUACUAUAGUGUAAUUAAAUUCAAUUUUAGCAAAUAUGUAUGAAUAAUUAAAUGUAAAAGUAUUUUUUUUUUAGAAAUUUCCUGUUAGCACCUGAAUUUAAAAUUCUAUUGCACCAUUUUAAAAGUCCCUCUAUUACAUUUUGUGGCUUCUUAAUAUUGAAAUAUUGCCUAUGAUAAUCAAGUAUUUUGGAUGGAUUCUUCAGAUGCAGACCUUUUUGACUGUGGAAUAUUUACAGAAGAAAACAUAAUAAAAGCUAUAUAAAAUGAUAUUUUGCUAUCUUCGUAAUAAAGUUAGAUCCCCAUACAGGUUUGAGACGAUUGGGUAAAAAGGGUUGUGUAAUUUGUUAACCAUUUACAAUAAUCGAUAUUAUUAUAUUGCUUCAAUCCCCUUUAAUUAGAUACACUACUACUUACACAUAAUUAGACAUAAAUGGUUCAUCUUACAUUAUACCGUAGUAAUAAACCAGGGUAAAUAUGUAUAACAGUUACUUUCACUAUAAUUCUAAUUUUCACAAUCGUACCUAUAGUUCAAAUCGAUGUAUUCUAAUGCUUAGAAAGUAAAUAAUUUAUA
Pectinophora gossypiella (pink bollworm) is the source of this 4963-nucleotide messenger RNA. RefSeq names its product poly(rC)-binding protein 3 (gene mub). The transcript has 12 exons. The record is from RefSeq and is a predicted model, not a curated record. The coding region runs from base 296 to 1501 and encodes 401 amino acids. Gene Ontology annotation, biological process: regulation of RNA metabolic process; regulation of gene expression. Gene Ontology annotation, molecular function: mRNA binding. NCBI's taxonomy places the organism in Eukaryota, Metazoa, Arthropoda, Insecta, Lepidoptera, Gelechiidae. Gene Ontology annotation, cellular component: nucleus; cytoplasm.